AACGAACGUAGUAGGAGUAGUACGUUACAACUCGCCACGAAAACCAGAGUUGAAAGCGGCAACCACCCACCCGAGCCCGACUCCUCCUCCCCUCCCGGCCAGAGUCCACCCCUCCUCCCUCCGCUCGCCCGCCGACACACGCGCAACGCGCGGCGCCGAACUCACCACCACCCCUCAUCCUCCUCGUCUCCGGCACCCGCCCGCUCUCUCGCCCCGCCAGCCGACAGAUUCCCGGCCACGAAGCUCGCUUCCGGCGAGAUCCCGCGACAAUGGAGGUGAGGACAGUAAAAGUUGGCAAUAUUUCGUUGAGUGCCUCAAAAAGGGAGAUCACAGAGUUCUUUUCUUUCUCUGGUGAUAUAGAAUAUGUUGAAAUGCAAAGCGAAACUGAUUGGUCACAACUUGCGUACGUCACAUUUAAGGACUCACAAGGAGCAGACACCGCUGUGCUUCUCUCAGGAGCAACGAUUGUUGAUCUUUCUGUCAUCAUAACUCCAGUUGAGAACUAUCAGUUGCCUCCUGAAGCCCGCAAACAAUUACCGGGAGAGAAUUCUCCCUCUGCUGAAUCUGCAGUCAGGAAGGCGGAGGAUGUUGUGAGCAGCAUGAUGGCCAAGGGUUUUGUCCUCAGCAAGGACGCACUCAACAUGGCAAGGUCUUUCGACGAGCGUCACAACAUCAUGUCCACCGCCACCGCCACCGUCGUGUCUCUAGAUCACCAGUACGGCCUGAGCGAGAAGAUCAGCCUGGGCCGGGCGGUCGUUGGGAGCAAGGUCAAGGAGGUGGACGAGCGGUACCAGGUGUCGGAGCUCACAAGGUCCGCCCUGGCCGCCGCCGAGCAGAAGGCCAGCGUCGCGGGCUCGGCUCUCAUGGGCAACCAGUACGUCUCGGCUGGCGCUUCCUGGCUUACCAGUGCGUUUGGCAUGGUGAGCAAAGCGGCGGGCGACAUGGGCUCCAUGGCCAAGGACAAGGUCGACAAGGCCGAGGAGGAGAGGAAGGCGAUCAUGUGGGAAGAGAGGAACGGGCUGGUGAGCGAGUACGCGAAGAUCCAUCUUGACGAGCACUCCUCGUGGGAGCCCGCGGUUCUUCCCGUGGAAUCUAUGGACGAGCAGAAGCUCCAGGCCGUGUGAUGAGCUGGUGAGCGAGUACGCGAAGAUCCAUCUUGACGAGCACUCCUCGUGGGAGCCCGCGGUUCUUCCCGUGGAAUCUAUGGACGAGCAGAAGCUCCAGGCCGUGUGAUGAGCCGGUAGCCGCUACGACUGGUGUGUGUCAUUCGUUGAUUGUUACUUGUCGGAUAUAUAUAGAGAUCCUUUUUUUCGCUGGAGCAAAAACAGGUUGUUGUCUGUCUAUCGGCGCCUACAGUGUGAUGUAAAUUUUAGAAUGCUGCGCUUGCUUGUGUUCCUGUCAGCUUUGUUAUGCUGCUAGAGCCACUGAAAGGGUUUUUUCCUUCUUGUUUUCUGCUACCAUAGAAUGCAACUCAUACUCGUUGGAUGUAAUUUACCUGAUGCUGAGAUCAGGUGUGGGAAUUGAAGUUACUUUUCUGUUCA
Aegilops tauschii subsp. strangulata is the source of this 1541-nucleotide messenger RNA. Its product is annotated as binding partner of ACD11 1. The record is from RefSeq and is a predicted model, not a curated record. Gene Ontology annotation, molecular function: RNA binding. Lineage: Eukaryota; Viridiplantae; Streptophyta; Magnoliopsida; Poales; Poaceae.